UUAUCACCGUAGGGACUGCCAUCCUUUCCAAAGUACCGAUCAGAUUUGGCUCUCCAAAAAUAUGAAAAUUGACGUAAAACCAAACAGUGGUCAAAGUUAAUCAAAUUUGGCGUAAUUUGACGAGGCAGAAAACUCAAAACCCAAACGAUGGCCAAAGUUAAUCAAAACCGGCAUAGUUUGCCGAGGCCAAAAUCUGGAACACAAACACCGGAAAAAAUCUGACACCGACAAGCCCCCCUGUCACGAGGGGCAUUUCGGUCAAAACGCCUUGGAGGAGGUUGGACUGUCGCGCUCACAUCUACUCGCUCAUCGCGGAAAGAAACGUUCCUUCCCCCCGCGAUAUAAUUUCCACCGAGGCGCGGGACGAAGAAGCCUCCAGGAGCAGCGCGCGUCUCGUCGCAGUAAAAACAGCGGCCGCACAUGCUUUAAGUCCCUACACUCCCACCACCAUCGCCUCGCCCUCAGUCGCCUCCCUCCCAGCUCCAACCCCCCAGAUCUCCGGCUCCCCCCUCCCCGGCAGGCGCGCACCGCCGCUGCACUGCCGCAUCCGCUGCGGCUCAGGGAUCGUCGGGUGCUUGUAGUGCGGAAAAAAAUAGUGUCAGUGGAGUAGCGAGGGGGGAGAAAAAUGGCGGUUGGUGGCGACGCCGGGAGCUCCAGGUCCGCGGCCUGCUCCUGCGCCGUGCUGCUCGCGGCGGUGCUGCUCUUCUCGGCACCGGCCACCACAGAGGCUUAUGAUUCACUGGAUCCAAACGGCAACAUCACGAUAAAAUGGGAUAUUAGGGAAUGGACUGCUGAUGGUUAUGUCGCAGUCGUCACAAUGUUCAACUACCAACAAUUCCGACACAUCUCUGCACCUGGGUGGCAACUAGGGUGGACAUGGGCAAAGAAGGAGGUCAUUUGGUCGAUGGUGGGGGCUCAGGCCACUGAGCAGGGUGAUUGCUCAAAGUUCAAGAGCAGCCCUCCCCACUCUUGCAAGAGAGAUCCCACGAUUGUCGAUCUACUCCCAGGCACCCCAUACAAUCAGCAAAUUGCCAAUUGCUGCAAGGCAGGAGUUAUAGAUACAUUUAACCAGGACCCAUCAAAUGCUGCUUCCUCCUUCCAGGUUAGUGUAGGUCUUGCUGGGACUACCAACAAGACGGUUAAGGUGCCCAAAAACUUCACUCUUAAGGCCCCAGGUCCAGGGUACACGUGCGGCCGUGCUAUUGUUGGCAAGCCUACUAAGUAUUUCACCUCAGACGGGCGCCGGGCAACCCAAGCUCUUAUGACAUGGAAUGUAACCUGCACAUACUCCCAGUUUCUUGCUCAGAAGACUCCAAGCUGCUGUGUAUCUCUCUCAUCAUUUUAUAAUGACACUAUUGUGAACUGCCCAACGUGCUCUUGUGGUUGCCAAAACAAUAACACUCGUCCAGGAAGCUGUGUAAAUGAGAAUUCGCCUUAUUUACAAUCUGCCAUCGAUGGCCCUGGCAAAUAUACUGGCCAGCCUCUUGUCCAAUGUACUUCCCACAUGUGCCCAAUAAGAAUCCACUGGCAUGUGAAGCUCAACUACAAGGACUACUGGAGAGUGAAAGUCACUAUUACAAACUUCAACUACCGAAUGAAUUACACACAGUGGAACUUAGUCGUCCAGCACCCUAACUUUGAUAAUAUCACAAAGCUGUUUAGCUUCAACUACAAGCCGCUUACCCCAUAUGGAGGCGGAAUAAAUGAUACCGCGAUGUUCUGGGGAAUGAAAUUCUACAACGAUUUGCUCAUGCAAGCUGGUCCGCUUGGAAAUGCACAGUCAGAAAUACUUCUGAAGAAGGACUCUGCGACAUUCACCUUCGAUAAAGGAUGGGCCUUCCCACGACGUGUGUACUUCAAUGGUGAUAACUGUGUCAUGCCGUCUCCUGAUGCAUAUCCGUGGUUGCCUAAUGCGAGCCCUCUAACAAAACAACCAUUGACGCUGCCUCUUGGUAUUCUCAAUUUUGUUGGCUACUUUGCUGGCCUAUGUAUAAUCAAUGAGAUCAAGAGAAUCAGGGAGCUUCAAGUUGCUGUCAGGUUCCAUGGGGUGCAGGACAACGGUUCAUUUGUUCAUUCAAUUCCACGUUUGCACAGAAGAGGCAGGCGCCGCACAGAGGAAAGCUGAUAUAUGUGUGUUUUGUAAGUUAAAGGGGCCAAAAAUGUAUUUCUUGUUUGGUAUAUACUGGCCACAACCCUUUGGUGAACUUAGAUACUGCAAUUUAGGUAAUUACAGUUGCGCCUUUUGUAUUUUAUAGCAGCAGAAUUUUUAUUGAAUCAUAUGACUGCCUUUCUUGUAGAAAAUGUAUGGGUUCCAUAAUAAUAUUCUGAUACAUUGUGAAACGGAGAGGAGGCCGUUGGUUAAGAUAAUUGAGCAUGUUUUCCUGCGA
Brachypodium distachyon (stiff brome) is the source of this 2387-nucleotide messenger RNA. Its product is annotated as COBRA-like protein 3. The record is from RefSeq and is a predicted model, not a curated record. Gene Ontology annotation, biological process: plant-type cell wall cellulose biosynthetic process; cellulose microfibril organization. NCBI's taxonomy places the organism in Eukaryota, Viridiplantae, Streptophyta, Magnoliopsida, Poales, Poaceae. Gene Ontology annotation, cellular component: plasma membrane.